CCACACAGCAGCGUCCGCUGUAGCAUCAGCACUCGAGCUCAAAGCUCAGCUGCUCAUUCUGCGAGAAGAGGCACCUUGCACAAGUCGACCACCACUGGAGAAGAUAAAGAUGACAUGUUCUGCUCCUCUUCCUCCACAACUUGAUUCUCCGGCGAUGCGUUUGGAUUAAGUUUCCGCGUCAUUUGGAGAAGCACGAUCGGCGUGUGGGCAAAAAUGAGGAUAACUUUCGCUUACCGUGUAUGAUGAUGUCCAAGAAUGAACGCAGAUUUUCAAAAUCCACUGCAAGUCCCUCUACCAAAGGUCCGCAGUCAUCUCACCAUCAAAGUGCAGUCCAAGCUAAUGUCGAGACCUUGUCCCACUGUCCAAGGUCCAAAACCUCCUGUUGCCCCCAAGCCCAGACCCCUGUAUGAGCCUUACCCACAGGGGGAGCCCUGUGCUCAGCAGAGUCUCAGUAAUGGAGAUGUGGCUCACUCUGAUGGAGAGACUGAAGAGCUCCAUGAAAUGGAGAAUCAGGACCAAGAGGAGAAAAGUGAGGCACAGGAAGGGGAUAAUGACAAAGGGGACACAAUAGAGACAGAAACUAAAAAGGAAUCAGAAAAUGAAGAAGAAAUAUUAGAUAAUAACGGUGAUGUAGACAGCAUCGGCUCUGAUGACACAGUCAAAGCAGAUGAUAUUUCCACUGUUGACACUACUGAGAAUGAAAAUGAUGACACUGACUUGAACUCCCCUGAAGAUGGCAGUCGCACUGAUGAUGAUGAGAAUACACCAGCACCUUCUCAAACUGAAACAGAAGAAGAAGCAGGAGAGGAGGAUGAAGAAGUAGAGGAGAAGAGAUUAACUGAAAAGACUGAAAUACUUUGUGAGCCUGCAGAACACUCAGAUGAAGCUUUAGAGGAAUCAGACGCUGAUCAAACCCAGUCACUCAACAACAGUGAACCGAAGGAGGAAGUCAGUGAAGAAAGUGACGAGCAUCUGCACCAUGACUCACUUAUAAAUGAGAAUGAACUGACAGGUGGAGGGUUUGCCUUUGGAUUCAGCAUGCUUCCAACUGUAACUGAGGAAUAUCCCUACGAUGUGAUUGGUCCCACAGACGAUGCUAGUGAUACAUGUGAGUCAUGCGACCCAGCUGAAACAGGGGACACCGAGGUCUGGCAACCAGAACGGGCAACCAAGGAUCCUUCCGGCUGUUUCCGAUUCACAUCCAGCACGGAGGAUGUGUUUGGGCCUUACUCUGUCAUACAAGCUGUUCCGGGAGAUGUGACUGACACUGCUGACCCUGAGUGGAAUCAGGAUGAUACUGAUGGGAAGCCUUCUACCACAGAUGAAGAGCACACAACAGGCUAUGCUUCUAACCAGGAACCUUACUAUGUGUCAUCAGAUGAUGUGGACAAGUUGGAGGAUAAGCAGGCACUUUCAGAACUGGGGCACAUCGAUGAGGCCACUGAACAGUCAAACGAGCACACAGAAAAGACAAAGGACAGCGAGUCAGCAGAUGAGUAUGCAAACAUUGAUGAUUCACUCUGCCCUAAAGACGAUGACCUUGAGCAGGUAGAGUGUGUCUCAUCAGAGGAUUACAUCGAGAUAGGUGAUGACGAUGAAGAGGAAGCAGAGGAAAAGAAGCAUUUCCGAGUAAAAAGUGCAAAAGAAAGAAACGCCAAAAGAGAGCAGGCUCUGCGCAGCCAAAGAAAAAGCUGCCAGCCUCGGCUCAGGUUGUGUAAUAUCACAGUGCCAGCUGACCUAGACCUGGGCCGAACCCCAGAGCUAACCAACAGGGUGGUGUUUGCCCACACGACCGAGGCCUUUGAAGAAGACAUAGAGGAACUGGACUGCCAUAUUGUGCCUUAUUAUGAAGACACAGACUCCGAUAGUGAAGAGCAUAUUUAUGAAGAGGCAGGGUUUGACUCAGAAGGGGAGAAUUUUGUGACACUUGAUCGAAAGACAAUAGUCACUCGAUCACGAUCCUAUUCUGGGAAAGUUCCUGGUUAUGUCCCGGAAACGGUACCAGAGGAGACAGGGACGGAAUACCAGACCCAUGACUACUACACGGUGUCCUUGGACAAGUACAGUGAGUCUACCAGCCACCCCCAGCAAGCAGGUAUAAACUGUGUGAUUCCAUCUAUGAAGUCUCGCCGCUUCUUGUUAUACUCACGGUCUGCAGAUGGCCCAGACGUGUCCUUGAGCAGCCCACUUGAGAUGGGUCAAUCAUUGAAAAAUGAAAUCAGGAUGAAGAGAAAGGAUGACACCCUUUCCCUUCCAUGUAUGAUAACUUCUUCUGGAAGUUUCUCCCAGCGUAGCCAUCAGUCCUCCAGUGGUGUUUCCACACCAACUUCUCUAGUGGACAUCCCUCCACCAUUUGAGCUGGCUUACAUCACUAAAAGACCAGUUACCAAGAGUUCCCCAUCCCUCCUCAUCCAACACGAACCCAGUGACCUACCUAAAAAGAAGAAGUCCUCCUUUAAGCGCUUUUUAGCUCUGAAGUUCAAGAAAAAGACAGAUUCAAAGGGAUUCAGUGAUGGAAGUGUCCGCUCUUCGCGUUCUUCCUCUGAGUCAAGCCACCACGGUCCAGUGAGAGUCAUCGAGCUUGAUCGCAGAAGCACUGGGAGCUCUCCUCAGCCCCAGUCCCGCAUGGUGAAACCUCAGCAGCGUCCUUCAGACCUCCCAUCCACCUUUCUCCUUUAUAAAGACCAGCACAGGAGGAAAGGAGACCCCAAAGCUUAUGGCAGGAGCGUCUCUAGAGUGGAGUCCUUCGAGGAGCGCUCUCGCCGCUCUGCCAUGCCGCUGCCUUUGACCAAACCCCGCUCUAUCUCGUUCCCCAGUGCAGAUACCUCAGACUACGAAAACAUCCCAGCCAUGAGCUCAGACUAUGAGAACAUCCAGAUCCCAGGCAGACCCACUAGAUCCCACACUGUUACUGAGUUUUUUGAGGAUCCAAACCGUUCAACAGUCCCCUGCAAUGAGAAUGAUGGCUAUGUGGAUAUGAACAGUUUCCCUGGGAUUGACAGCAAACCCCAGCCAUCGAAAUCGGACAAUGAAAGUGCCUACACAGAGCCUUUCCCAAUGAACCCCGUCUCUGCUGGGCUGUCAGCGGAUGAGGACCACGGGCGUACCUCUGAGGAGGAAGAGGGGGCAGUAGAGCAGGGUUAUGAACGACAGAUUGAUGGCCGAUCCCGAGCGUUCUACAUCGCCAAAGAGCUCGUCGACUCAGAGAGACUACACAUCAGCGGCCUGAAGCACCUUCAGGAGGACUUUAGGUCAGCAGUGACUGAGGCGGUGGAUGAGGAAGGAGAGCCAGUGCUGGAGGAGCAGAGGCUGGGGGAAAUACUGGGAGUGCUGCCUGAGGUGUACACCCUGCACAGCAGCAUCUUUACUGAGCUGGAAGAGCGUAUUAGUCAAUGGGAGGAGAGUCCAAAAGUUGCAGAUGUGAUCUUGUCACGUCGGGACAACUUCAGCGCGUUUGACACCUACAUCUCCGAGUACGACCGCAGCAUGUCUUUGCUCGAGGAGAGCUGCAGGAAAAACCCGGCUUUCGCCAAAAUCGUCAAGACGUUUGAGACAAGAAGCCCAGAAGAAGCAGAAGUCCCACUGAAACACCAGCUGCUGCAGGUUAUAGUGAGAGUGCUUCAAUACCGCAUGCUACUCACAGAUUACCUGAACAACCUCUCUCCUGAUUCCAAAGAAUACGAGGACACUCAGGCUGCCUUGGUGAUUGUGUCCGAGGUAGCCGACCAGGCCAACGACAAUCUGAAACAGGGGGAAAACUUGUUGCGUCUGGUCCACAUUGAAUACAGCGUGAAAGGGAAGAGGGACCUUCUGAAACCUGGAAGGAUGUUUGUCAAAGAGGGCACACUCAUGAAGGUCUCCAGGAAAAGUAGGCAACCUCGGCACCUGUUUCUGAUGAACGACAUAAUGCUGUACACCUACCCUCAGCAGGAUGGGAAAUACAGGCUCAAGAACACACUGUCUCUGUCAGGGAUGAAGGUGAGCAAACCCACGCUGGGCAAUGUGCUGAACUGUCUUAAGAUUGAGGUGUCCGACAUCACUAUUACACUCUCUGCCAGUUCUGUUGGAGAAAGGGAGGACUGGUUCCACACGCUAAGUCGAGCCAUAGCGGACCACGCGGCGGGACUCUGCACAUUUGGCGGGCCCUGCAGUGAGGCCCGUGAGAAAUUGUGGAUGGCGCUGGGCGAGGCUGCACCUGUCCUCGUGCCAGUUUCUCAUGUGAUGAUGUGCAUGAACUGCACCUCCGACUUCAGCCUCACUCUCAGACGACACCACUGCAAUGCGUGUGGCAAGGUGGUGUGCCGGGCUUGUUCCAGAAACAGAUAUCCUCUGAAGUACCUCAAAGACAGACUGGCUAAAGUGUGCGAUCACUGUUAUGCCGAGCUCAGGAAAAGAGGUGGAAGUGUGUCAGCUGCCUGUGAUAACUCCAGCCCUCGGACUCACCGGGCCAGUCGUCCCCUCUCCGCUGUCUUCCAGAGUCUGCAGCCGCCUAGUCUGUGGAAGUCCCGAAAGAGCAUAUCCCCUCUGACCCAGGUGUCACUUGGUGUGGAGGGCUCCACCAUGAGUGGGAGUUUGCAGCGCAGGAAGAAGAGCAAAAGGAAGUGGAAGCGACUGUGGUUCCUCCUCAAAGACAAGGUGCUCUACACCUUCACAGCCAGUGAGGAUAAAGUGGCUUCAGAGAGUCUGCCUCUGCAGGGCUUCACCGUCAAGCUGACUGAGAGGCCAGAGGGAGAAGAAAGCAGUAACGUAUUCCAUUUGUACCACAAGAAAACACUCUACUACACCUUCAAAGCAGAUGAUCAAAACACUGCUCGCAGAUGGGUCAAUGCCAUGGAGGAGGCCACUAUUUUAUAGCAUCUGCUAAGUUAAAUAAAUGACGCAUCCACUCCGUGACUGCAGCAAAGCUACCUGCUGCAUGUGAACUCAGUCCAUCAGUAAGGAUUCGUCACAUCAGGCCUUUUGUGGGAUAUUGAGUGACAAUUCAAACACCUGGGAGAUUUUUCCUCAAAGGAAUUCUGCUGUAUGGAGAAGAGCAGCAGAAUCCUCGAGUCGGAUUUCACAAGAGCCUUCAGGAGCAGCUCAGAUACCUUAAAUACGUCACCUGAGAGAAAAAUUUUUAUUUCUUCUGUUUUCACCUUUUUUUUUCAGAUGUCUGCACUUUUUCCUUUUUUUUUUUUUUUUGCUUUUCUGGUGUAUUUUACCCGACUUUCCACUGGACUGUUAAACCACUCUUUGUCUUCUGCAGGAGACGUCCUUUCAUAUCAGUUUCGUUGCAGUUAUGCAUGGUAACUGCAAAGACAUGAAAAAUAACCUUUGCUUCAGGGUAGUAUGCAUAUCUUGUAAAGGGGGAAUGGAGAGAUACUUGGUAUUCUGAAUAUAUAUUGUGAAGUAUACGCUGCAGAUACUGAAGUGAGUUAGAUGAUUUAUCUGUAUAAAAAUUGUGAUUCACGAUGUCCCCAAUAAGGGUUCGUUUUAAUCAUCAUAGUAUGUGUACAUUAUUGUUCUUGUGGAGUUUUACACAGUUUUACUCUUGUGUUGAAUCUGCAAAGUGAAGAAAUGACCCUCGGCAUGCCGUCCGCUCUAAAGCAUUUGUCAAAGGAUGAACAAUUUUGAAGAUACUUUGUAUUUUUUAAAAGUCUUUUAGAAAUUUUUCACACAGCUCUGAAGUGCCAGUUGCUUUCUUCCUGUUGAAUGCAGUGCAUUUUGCAAGUGAUGAUGAAUGUGCCUCACUCUUUAUGUUAUCACAGUACUGUACGGAGGGACCUUGCUUUUUAAUCUAUUCUUACAUAUACUUUAACCUUAUAGUAUUUUUGAACAGGUCAGUUACUGUGCACUCACAUAAGAACAUGUUAUUGUGCCAUUUUUAUGAGGGCCUUUUUUAAUGCUGUAUAUAUAUGCUGCUAGAUAUAAUCAUACUUUGGCUGCUUUAUUAUACAAAAGCUUCUUAAAAAUGCUGUCAAACUACCUUCAUCCUCACAGUAUUAGAGUGAUCUCAGCCACUCGUGCCACAGUAUUUCACUCAUAAUCAGAUGCAGUUUCUCUUAAAUAACCCAUCCAAUGGCAUUAUCUGUUCCUUUCAGAAUGAAGAUCCAUCAUCAGACAAGCAGCAUGAUAUCAAAAGCACAUGUUUGAGUACUGUUCAGCUUUUCUACCCGUUUCCUAUAGCUCACACCUACAGUGUUACUAUCGUUGUACCUCUAUAGCAUAUACUGCAUUGUAAAUGUUUAUGUAUAUAGAUGCAUAUAAAAAAAUAAACUACAUUAAAAAUGCUUACUUAGUGGGCGUUCGCUGUGCUGUGCUGCAGGCUUGUUUCUUUUUUGCAUUAUAAUUCAGUAUCAACAAUAACGAGCGACUGUAAAAUGAUACCCACUGCAACAGCAUAGUAACUUUUUGUAUGUGUGUGUGGUUCUGGCUUUGCUGAGGAUAGUUACAAGCACAACAGCACUGGAUGCUCAGAAAUGGCUGUGCACUUCAUCCUCUUCUCUCCGACAGAAUCGUCUGUUGUAUUAUUAGGAUUUAUUCACGUCUUGUUGCUAUGCAUUGUGUGUUUUUUGUACUGAUGUUCACGCUGUGCUUAUCUCCUCCUGGUGAUAAAUACCGGGGUGAUGGAGAAAUGAGAACACAAUGUACCUAUCCUUCUCUAUUGCCUGUGGUGCUGGAAAAAUACAGCUUGGUUAAGUGACCCUUUAAUCCAGAAGGGGGCAGCACUA
Messenger RNA from Maylandia zebra (zebra mbuna), 6710 nucleotides. It is a transcript of the gene fgd5a, whose product is annotated as FYVE, RhoGEF and PH domain containing 5a. NCBI's taxonomy places the organism in Eukaryota, Metazoa, Chordata, Actinopteri, Cichliformes, Cichlidae. The record is from RefSeq and is a predicted model, not a curated record. Gene Ontology annotation, molecular function: guanyl-nucleotide exchange factor activity; metal ion binding. Gene Ontology annotation, cellular component: cytoplasm.